UAUAUAUAUAUAUAUAUACACACACAUAUGGAUGCUUGGCCAUGCAAGCAUGUAGGCGUAGGAUAUGCGCAUAAGAGAAGAGUUAGGUCUGGGAGACUCCCUUGCGUUCAUUAAUUAUUCUAGGGAAAAAAAUAAAUUAAGGAAAAUGUGAGUUAAUUAAUUUUCUUAAUCUUUUAAUAAUAGUGAUUAAGAGUUGAUUUAAUGGUUCUUAAUCACGUGGUAAAUUUCAUCUAUUAAUCUCUCUCUAUAAAAGCAGAAGCUACCCCCACUCCACACUCAAUAUCACCACCAUCCUUUCUCUCUCUCUCUCUUUCUUUCUCCUUCUCUCUAUAUGAUAUCAUAUAUAUAUAGAUCAACAAUACAGAGUAAUAUAUAUAUAUAAGAAAGAAUAUAUAAUAAUAUUAUAACUUGGAGGGGGGGAAGGAUGAAUAUGGAGAAAAAAGGAAGCAGCAGCUCAGGAGACGCGGAGGUGAGAAAAGGGCCGUGGACGAUGGAAGAGGAUCUGAUUCUCAUCAACUACAUCGCCAACCACGGUGAAGGAGUUUGGAACUCUCUUGCCAAAGCUGCAGGUCUUAAACGCACCGGAAAAAGUUGUCGUCUCCGGUGGCUGAACUAUCUGAGACCCGACGUAAAACGUGGAAACAUCACUCCGGAGGAGCAGCUCACCAUCAUGGAGCUCCAUGCAAAGUGGGGAAACAGAUGGUCCAAAAUUGCCAAGCAUCUGCCGGGAAGAACCGACAAUGAAAUCAAAAACUUUUGGAGGACAAGGGUCCAAAAGUACAUAAAGCAAGCCGAAACGACGUCGUCCGUUGGAUCACAGGGCUCAGAGAUCAACGAUCAGGCGAGCUCCAACCAAGCCUUCGGCACGCAAGAAGCAUUAUACUCUCCGACAACGGCGUCGUAUCAAGCAAACAUGGGACUGGACUACAACUAUCCUCCCUCGUCGGCGUCGCAGAUGCAGUUGCCGAUCGAUCAGACCGGCGAAAACUAUUGGACCAUGGAUGAUCUCUGGUCCAUGCAACUACUCAAUGGUAAUUAAUUAGUUGAUGAAAUAAUGACGGCCCACAGAGAUGAUCAUUGAUUCGAGUACUUUCAAUUUGGGCCCGUCGAUGCAAAAAAAAAAAAAAAGGGCUUGCUUAUACUUUAUAUAUAUCGAUGUAAGUACUGUGCUUAGUACUUCAAUCAAACUUAAUAUGGUUUGUGUCCAUGUUUAAUGUACUUAAUUAUAAAAGGUAAGUAAAACUAUGGAAUGGACCGUAUAUUUUUUUCGGAUU
Messenger RNA from Tarenaya hassleriana, 1274 nucleotides. Its product is annotated as transcription factor MYB21. Lineage: Eukaryota; Viridiplantae; Streptophyta; Magnoliopsida; Brassicales; Cleomaceae. The transcript has 3 exons. Gene Ontology annotation, biological process: regulation of DNA-templated transcription. Gene Ontology annotation, molecular function: sequence-specific DNA binding; DNA-binding transcription factor activity. The record is from RefSeq and is a predicted model, not a curated record. The coding region runs from base 425 to 1039 and encodes 204 amino acids. Gene Ontology annotation, cellular component: nucleus.